CGCCGGAUGGCUGGGGGGGGGGGACGGGCUGCCCAGUGCCACAUCACAGAGCCCACCAUGCCGCCCCCGUCGCCGCUGCUGCUGCUGAUGCUCCUGGCCGCAGCCACCAGCCCUGGGUGCGAGCCGGGCCAGGACCCCGUGGGUGGAUGCCAGAGGCCGCCGGCUGCAGACAGCGCAUGCGAGGACCUGCGGCUGCAGACGUGUGCGGACGCGCCCUACGGCCAGACGGCCUUCCCCACACCGCUCGGCCACCGCUCCCGCCGGGCCCUGGAGGACAGCGUGGAGUACGUGCUCCUGGGGGUGCUGCCGCAGCUGCUGGGGGGCCAGUGCGACCCGGACCUGAGGCUGCUGGGCUGUGCGGUGCUGGCGCCCCCCUGCGAGGCCGGCCGCAGGCUCCGGCCCUGUCGCCACGUGUGCCAGGCCCUGCGUGCCACCUGCCGGCCGGCCCUGGACGCCAUCGGCAUGGCCUGGCCCUACUUCCUGGACUGCGGCGACCACUUCGCGGCCGCUGCUGAGGGCUGCUUUGACCCCCUGGAAAGGCUGCGGGGAGACCUGGAGGAGGACGAGCCCCCCCCCUCCGGCCUGCCCCCCACCUUCCUCCACUUCGCGCACCACUCACACGCGCAGAUGGUCAGGCUGCUGAGACGCACGGCCGCCCGCUGUCCCCAGGUGGCCAGGACCUACAGCAUCGGCCGCAGCUUCCACGGCCGGGACCUUCUCGUCAUCGAGUUCUCGGACCGGCCAGGCCAGCACGAGCUGAUGGAGCCCGAGGUGAAGCUGGUGGGCAACAUGCAUGGCAACGAGGUCGCAGGCCGGGAGCUGCUGCUCUUGCUGGCCCAGUUCCUGUGUUCCCAGCACCUGCUGGGCAGCCGGCGGGUGGGCAGGCUGCUCAACUCCACACGGCUGCACCUGCUGCCCUCCCUCAACCCCGACGGCUACGAGGUGGCCGCGGCCGAGGGCCCCGGCUACAACAGCUGGACCAGCGGCCGGCAGAACGCACAGAGCCUGGACCUGAACCGCAACUUCCCGGAUCUCACUUCGGAGUACUACCGCCUGGUGGGGGCGGGGGGCCGGAGCAGCGACCAUAUUCCCAUCCCCCAGGACUACUGGGCGGGCCAGGUGGCCCCCGAGACCAGGGCCGUCAUGAAGUGGCUGGACUCAGUCCCCUUCCUGCUGUCUGCUAGCCUGCACGGGGGCGACCUGGUGGUGUCCUACCCCUUCGACUUCUCCCAGCACCCGGGGGAGGAGAGGGCUUUCUCCCCAACCCCUGACGAGAAGAUGUUCAAGCUCCUGGCCCGGGCCUACGCGGAUGUGCACCCCGCCAUGAUGGAGCGCUCGGAGCACAGGUGUGGGGGCAGCUUCCUCAGCAGGGGCAGUGUCAUCAACGGGGCCGACUGGUACAGCUUCACCGGAGGCAUGUCAGACUUCAACUACCUGCACAGCAACUGCUUCGAGGUGACGGUGGAGCUGGGCUGUGUCAAGUUCCCGCCUGAGGAGGCGCUGUACCCGCUGUGGUUGCAGAACAAAGAGCCGCUGCUCAGCUUCCUGGAGGCGGCACACCGCGGCAUCAAGGGCAUGGUGGUGGACCCGUCCGGGAAGCCGGUGAAGGACGCCCGCAUCCUGGUCAAGGGCAUCCGCCACGACGUCACCACGGCGCCCGGCGGUGACUACUGGCGCCUGCUGCCCCCUGGCUCGCACAUCGUCAUGGCCCAGGCCCCCGGCUACUCCCGCGUGGUCAAGAAGGUGACUAUCCCGGCCCGCAUGCGCACGGCCGGCCGCGUGGACUUCGUGCUGCAGCCGCGGGGGGCGUGGGGGGGCGGGCGGGGGCCACCCGGGGACGCCCAAGAUCAGAGGUCCCGGGGCCCGGAGGGUGGGGCCAAGCCCUGGUGGUGGAGGUACUUUGCAGCUCUGGGCGGCCACCAGCCCCGAUGGCUGCUUCCCUAACAGCUGUCAUUAAAGACGCUCGCCCGUCCCUGAGGUCA
This is a messenger RNA of Erinaceus europaeus (western European hedgehog), 1982 nucleotides long. It is a transcript of the gene CPZ, whose product is annotated as carboxypeptidase Z. Bases 7 to 1944 code for a protein of 645 amino acids. The record is from RefSeq and is a predicted model, not a curated record. Gene Ontology annotation, biological process: proteolysis. Gene Ontology annotation, molecular function: protein binding; zinc ion binding; metallocarboxypeptidase activity. Lineage: Eukaryota; Metazoa; Chordata; Mammalia; Eulipotyphla; Erinaceidae. The transcript is spliced from 11 exons.